Messenger RNA from Suillus clintonianus, 1759 nucleotides. Its product is annotated as vacuolar DHA amino acid exporter. The transcript is spliced from 10 exons. Gene Ontology annotation, molecular function: transmembrane transporter activity. The record is from RefSeq and is a predicted model, not a curated record. NCBI's taxonomy places the organism in Eukaryota, Fungi, Basidiomycota, Agaricomycetes, Boletales, Suillaceae. Gene Ontology annotation, biological process: transmembrane transport. Bases 41 to 1654 code for a protein of 537 amino acids.
CCUUGAGUUUCAGCUCCCGCAUCUGACAGCCUUUACGCCCAUGGCAGAAACCCAAAGUACAACUUUGUCGCCUACUGACGUCCAGAGUGUGGAAAUCCAGGAUACAGACACCCAGACGCACAUCUCCAGUUCAAAUGUCUCAAAUGACCCUAUUAAGCUUGACAUAGAACAUGCAGUAGUUGAAGAUGACCCUCGAAUGUGGCCAAACGCCAAGAAGAACGCUAUAUUGAUCAUCAUAUCUGGAGCAUCGAUGAUUGCGGGUUUGUGCGCGAAUAUACAAAAUCCCGCCAAUGCUCAAAUUGAGCAGCAACUACGUACCAGCAGCGGGGACAUCAGCCUGAGUUUGUCUCUUUUCAUUCUCAUUCAAGGCAAUUUUCCUGUUAUUUGGAGCGCAAUUAGCGAGAUAAAAGGCCGCAAGCUGGUGUACCUUUUCUCCGUAGCAUUGUUUACACUCGGAUCUGCAAUCGUAGCCGUAUCCAAAACCAUUGGUUUGGUGAUCGGCAUGCGUAUUCUGCAAGGCGCAGGUUCAAGCGCGGUUAUCGCUAUCGGAGCUGCCACUCUGGCCGACAUAUACGAACCACAUCAACGAGGAACAAUGAUGGGUGUCUUCUAUUCUGCACCUCUCCUCGGUCCCUCAUUGGGGCCAAUCAUUGGUGGCGCACUCACACAGGGCCUCGGGUGGCGGGCGGUUUUCUGGUUCCUAGUCAUCUGGGGAGGUAUAAUUUUCUCGGCAUUCCUUUUCUUGUUCAAGGACACCUUCCGGAAGGAGAGGAGUGUGACAUACCAGAAUGUAUUGAAGAGGAGGCUCCGAGAGCAACAGUUGUCAGAAGCGAUGGACGAGUCGCGAAAGAUUUCAGAGAAGGAAUCACAAGUGAAUGGAGAAAACCAGACGAGUUCGAAGGACAUUGAAGCACACCCUACAGUCAUACCAGCAUCAGCCAUCAGAGAAGUAAAGCUCUCCAUUUCUGAUGUCAACCCUUUCCCUCCGUACCUAUCGAUUAUCAGCCGCAAGAACAACUUUGCUAUCUUGAUAGCAUCAGGUUUAAUUUUUGCAUUCAGCUUUAGCAUUGCAUAUACAUGCGCAAGAACAUUGUCGAUGUAUUAUAAUUACGAUGCUCUGAAGACCGGCCUUGUUUUGCUUGCCUAUGGUGUUGGCUGUGUAGCCGGCAGCAUAUUGGGUGGACGUUGGUCCGAUCGGACACUUGCUCGGUUAAAGGCCGCGAAUGGAGGAAUUAGCUUUCCAGAGAUGCGCCUCGAGAGUACGAAAGUCGCCAUGGUGUGGCUACCUCUUUCCGUGAUCGGAUACGCCUGGGUGUGCCAAGAACGGGUCAACGUCGCCGCUGUGUGUGUGAUGCUGUUUCUCGCUGGAUUUUUAUCCAUAUGGAUCUACACGAGCACAUUGGCAUAUAUUGUCGAUGCAAACACUGGUCGCUCAUCAACGGCAGUAGCGACCAACAGUUCUUUCCGUGGUCUGUUUGCUUUUGUCGCUGCCGAGAUUGCUGUUCCUCUACAAGAUAGCAUUGGCGACGGUGGUUUGUAUACUCUCUGGGCUGGACUGAUGGUCGUGACUGAAUGCAUUAUUUUACUGGUGCUGUACAAAGGUAGGAAGUGGAGAGAAGCCAGUGCUGAGCGGGAGAAGCAGAAUGCCAAGUAAACGAUCAUCAUGGCUUCCGAUCGAUCAUAGAUGAAGGAUAGAUAAUACUAGAUUGCCAGAAGCAUGUACAGUAUCAGUACAGAAUCGCGAGGCUUAUUCGCCGUC